GCGAUGAGGUUCCACUCCAUCUCCGCUGCAGGAACCUCAUUCCUCCAGCUUCAUCUCUUCAUAACUUUCUCUGGAGCUUCAGCCCUCCAUCUCCGGACGCCAUCAUGACCACUCGGAGGCUCGCGCUUUUCCCGCCACUUCUGCUGCUUCUCUCCCCGCUGCUGGGAGCCGAGGCUCGGCCGCUGCUCGUCUUUCUCAUCGAUGGCUUCCGCUCCGACUACUUGAACGACCUGAACUCGCUCCCCGGGUUCCGUCAGCUGGUGGAAAGCGGGGUCAAAGUGGACUACAUGACCCCGGACUUCCCGAGUUUGUCUUACCCGAACUACUACACUCUCAUGACAGGUCGUCACUGUGAUGUCCACCAGAUGAUCGGAAACUACAUGUGGGAUCAAGAUUCCAAGAAGGAGUUCCUGAUUGGGACAAAUUCGGACAGCACGCUGCCUCUGUGGUGGGACGGGUCGGAACCGUUAUGGGUGACUCUUCAAAAGAAGGGGAAGGGGGUUCAUAUGUAUUACUGGCCCGGGUGCGAGGUCGAGAUUUUGGGUGUUCGACCAUCAUUCUGUGAAAAUUAUGUCUACAAUCCUUCACUGGAUCAAUUCAUCCGUUCAAUUGAAGAUUCUCUCGACAUCCUCAGUUCGGGCAAAGCAGAGAUGGCAGCAAUAUAUUACGAGAAAAUGGACGUGGAGGGUCAUCACUUCGGACCAGACUCUCCUCAGCUGCAAGAAGCCUUGCGUGAGCUGGAUUCAGGCAUCCAGGUUCUCAACAGCAAGAUCAAAGAUAAAAACAUGGAGGGAAAGGUGAACGUGGUGAUGUUCUCUGACCACGGCAUGACAAGCCUGAAGUGGAUGGAGAAGGUCAUCGAGCUGGAUAAAUAUAUCAACAUGGCAGACAUCGUGAAGAUGAUGGAUCGAGGACCAGUGGUCAGUCUGUGGCCGAAGGAAGACAAAUUUGAGUUGGUUCGCGCUGCUUUGGCUCGUGUCCCAAACAUGCAGGUCUACGCCCAACAGGACAUCCCUGAACGUUUCCACUACAAAGGAGGAAAGUUUGUUGCUCCUCUGACGCUGCUGGCUGAACUCGGCUGGUUCAUAGCUGAGAAUAAAGCCUCCCUCCCGUACUGGAAAAACUCCUCCGGUGAGGCCAGUGCCUGGCAGAAUGGUUGGCACGGUUAUGAUAAUGAGUUCAUGGACAUGAGGGGCUUUUUCCUGGCAUCGGGACCUGAUUUCAAGAAGAAUUUCCAGGCGGCGCCAAUACGAUCGGUGGACGUCUACAAUCUCAUGUGCAAGACACUGGAGGUGGAACCUUUGCCCAACAACGGCUCUUGGUCUCGGGUGGAGUACCUGCUGAACGGCGCUGGUGGUCCAUCUUUGGAGACAACCAUGUGGAGUGUGUGUGUCUGUUUGUUUGCCACUCUGCUGGCAGCACAGGGUUAAGUCCUCCGUGGUGGGCCAAUGAAGCAUUUCAUCCGUUCAUGUGUACAGUUCCACAGGUUCCCACUUAUCCACUGCACAAAAUACAUGAACAGUAAAGGUGCACAGACUUACGUCUUCAUCCAUCCAUGUUUGUUGGUCCUUUCACUAGUUAUGGGCUGACAAAGGGUCAUGAAGCAGGCUUUUUGAAUAUGUUUUUUUAAAUAUUAUAAUAUUAUUAAAUAUAUAAUACUUUUGUUUUUAUCUCAGUAAAAGGACUAAUAUUUUUUUAGUGGAGUCACAAAUCAUAUGAAGGUCUGGCCAAUAAUUCAAUGCAGUAUUUAUGUGACCAGAAGUGCAAUUCCGAAUAGAAUUUUCUCGCCUGCCCAUGUGAUCCUGAUUCACGCUAAGCUUUUAUUCACCUCUUCCCUUUUUUUACAAUUAAUAUUUUGUCACUUGUUGAUUUUUAUAUACAUUCGAAUGAUAGUUUAUCAAAUAUAUUUUUCAGGUUGUUAAUAAACAGGGUGUAGUAUAACAAUGGCGCCAUCUGCAGGUUAUAUGCCAUAAAACACUUUUGUACAUGUCAGUGGUACUUGCGGAAUAAAUAUCUACUCAUGUUGUAAUCCCUUUCUGAGC
Synchiropus splendidus (mandarinfish) is the source of this 2042-nucleotide messenger RNA. Its product is annotated as glycerophosphocholine cholinephosphodiesterase ENPP6-like. NCBI's taxonomy places the organism in Eukaryota, Metazoa, Chordata, Actinopteri, Syngnathiformes, Callionymidae. The record is from RefSeq and is a predicted model, not a curated record. The coding region runs from base 105 to 1430 and encodes 441 amino acids. The transcript has 8 exons.